AUGGCCUCAUCAUUUGUACUCUCCUUCAUUGCACUAAUUUCAAUAGCCAUCACCAUCCCCCUCUGCAUGUCCUCUCCUAAAACAGCACUCCGAGGCUUCGAGACACGUCUCAUUCAUCGCGACUCGCCUGAAUCUCCGCUAUACAACCCUAGUCUCACUCGUGCUCAACGCAAAGAAGCAGCUCGUCGCAGAAGCAUAGCCAGACAAAAUUACCUCACAAGGCGAAUGUCACCAGCAGCAGUAAGUAACGCUACUGCCCGCAUUGAUUACGAUAAUGGAGUCUACGUCAUGAGGUACAAAAUUGGAACCCCUCCAGUUGAUACAUUUGGAUACUUUGACACUGCUAGCGCCUUAAUUUGGAUGCAGUGUAAUCCCUGCAAAAAAUGUUACAAUCAAAGCAUACCAAUCUUUGAACCUGGAAAAUCAUCCUCCUACCGAAAGCUUAUGUGUGACGAUGACCGUGUGGAGUGUGGCCUAGUCCCAGAUAACGGUUGCCCAAGUGAGGAUGGUUCAUGUACUUACAUUACGGCUUAUGAAGAUGGAGCGUCUUCCGAAGGAGUCGCUUCCAAAGAAACAUUCAUGCUCGAAGGUGAAACAAUCCCCGAUAUGACUUUCGGGUGUGGUCUGAAGAAUUCAGAUACGGAUCCGGAUGAAAAUCCGCCAGGAGUUGUUGGUGCAGGUAGAGAACCAAGUUCACUUGUUGCGCAAUUAAUUAGAGAACGGACUCGUUUUUCGUUUUGCAUUUCGCCUUUUAAUCGAGGUAACCGUAGCAAUGUGAAAUUCGGUUCAAAGGCAGUGAUCCAUGAGGGUAAUCAGACCCCAUUAUUACCUGGUCGAUACGGUUGGUACCAUAUAGGGGUAGAAGGUAUUAGCGUUGACGGUACUAGGCUCAACAUUUCGGAGGAUGUGUUCAGAUGGAGGCCAGAGGGAAGAGGAGGCAUCAUCAUAGAUACAGGAACAACAUAUACUCACCUUGCAUCGGAGGCUUAUUACGCAGUCCAGAGCGCGGUGAUAAAUGCGCUACCGAAUUACAAACACAAGAUAAAUCCCCAUUCGGAGUUCCUGCUGUGUUAUGAUUCGGAUGAUGGCUUCCAUAUGAACAUAGCACCUGAUAUAGAGUUCCAUUUCAGAGAUGAUCGCCGACAUGGGUUUGAUUAUACAUUGGAUCCGACUAAUGUUUGGAAUGAAGAUGACUGCAUGACUAUAAAACCAGAUUAUCAUGGCCUUUCUGUGUUGGGAAUAAACCAGCUUGAGAAUGUGAACGUCGGGAUCGACCUUCAGAAUAACAUCGUAACUUUUAAGGACACUGAUGACUGUCGGGAUACCUAA
Molecule: messenger RNA, 1329 nt
Organism: Malus domestica (apple)
Lineage: Eukaryota; Viridiplantae; Streptophyta; Magnoliopsida; Rosales; Rosaceae
Product: aspartic proteinase nepenthesin-1-like
Biological process (GO): proteolysis
Cellular component (GO): extracellular region
Molecular function (GO): aspartic-type endopeptidase activity
Source: RefSeq, a predicted model, not a curated record